This is a messenger RNA of Arabidopsis arenosa, 2244 nucleotides long. The record is from the annotation of a GenBank genome assembly. Lineage: Eukaryota; Viridiplantae; Streptophyta; Magnoliopsida; Brassicales; Brassicaceae.
GUGUAUGUAGACUAGACGAUUCCUUGAACCAUAUAAUUCCGGCUUGAUAUAAGAGUCCUAAUGUGAAACGAAACAAAUAUACGAGUCUUGCAUCAUAUAGUUAACCGUCGUCAAAUAUUAAAGAAGAAAAUGGCAACCACCAAAACUACCGGUCGGAGACUCCGUCCUCCGUCGCCCAAUAUUAACCGGAGCCGGACUAUAAGCUCUUCGAUCUCUCUCCCAGUGUCCUUAAACGCCUCGUUAUCGUCUUCUACUUCUUCCUCCUCUUCCUCUUCGCCAUCCAAUUCAAGCAAGAGAGUGAUGAUAACCAGAUCACACUCUACAACGAGAUCAUCCAGACCAACCGGACCCAACCCGAAAUCCGGCGAAAAUAUAAUCCCGGCGAGAAACAGCGCGUCAAGAUCUCACGAGAUAAACAACGGUAGAAGCAGAGAGGCGUUUGCUCAGUACUUGGAUCAACGUGAGCGUGGUAGUCCUCGUAAUAACGCUUCAUCGAGAGGGGUAAAACCGGGAGCGAGCUCACCAUCGGCGUGGGCGUUGUCCUCAGGGAGAGUUUCGACGAUGAAGACAUCUCUGUCCAGCUCAGCUCCGGCGAAUUCAAUGUGCAUGACGCCGCCUGAAUCACCGGUAAGCAAGGCCAAGAUAAGAAGCGGUGGCGGUGGAGCGGUGGCCGGAGUUUUGAAGUACUUCAUGGCGCAGAAGAAAGUAUCUCCGGUUCAAGAGGAGGAUUAUCACCGGUUUAGGGUUUUGCAAAACAGAUUACUUCAAUGGAGGUUUGUUAACGCAAGAACUGAAGCCACUAUGGCUAAACUUAAGAUCAACGUUGAGGAUCAGUUGUUUUGGGUUUGGCUUAGGAUAUACAAAAUGAGGAACUAUGUAGUCGAAAAUUUGAUUGAAGUUCAAAGGCUCCGUCAAGAAAUCAAACUACGUGAAGUUCUCAGCCUCCAAAUGCCUUUACUUAAUGAGUGGUCAAAAUUAGACGCAAAAAACUCCGAAGCGUUGAGCAAGCUAACUCGAAAACUCCAUGCUUUGUCUGUUCGUUUACCCUUCGUACAUGGUGCCACGAUAGAUGUGGUGUCGAUACAUGAAGAAAUGGUCAUAGCUAUAGAAGUCAUGGACGAGAUCGAAGACGUCAUCAUCAAGUUUCUCCCACGACGGAGGUUCCAACCAAGACCUCCGAAGCCUUCUCUCCGGCCGAUUGCUCCAACCUCAAACACCGAAGCUGAGGCUGAGGAGGAAGAGAAUAAAAAAGCAGCUCGACAAUUAGCCAAACGUAUCGGCACUGGCCAGAGGAGACCCAAAACCGAAACGAAAGCUUCUUCUCCUCAAGUUGCAUUCCAACCAAGCUUGUCAUCACUUUCAAUAAGGUCGUUUGGUGUUCCUAAAGAAGAUGACAAGCCCAGUUCUGAUGUAAAUCCCUCUUCUUCUGCUGGUAUUCUUCCUCCUGUUUCGUCUAUUACUCCCCAAGAAGAUGAAGAGGAGGUUCAUCAUUUGGUUACAAGAACUGGGGAAGACUAUGUUGAACCUUGGGAUUAUAGAAACUCAUACUAUCCUACCGUUCUUCCAUUGAGAAAGCCUAACUCUGGUGACCCAGAACUUCUUGACCAGGAGGAAUUUGGGGAAGUGGCUAAACACCGUGAUUAUGAGGAGAACACCAUCAACUCAGCAGAAGAACUCGGUCUGACAUCGGUGCAACACUGCAAAAAACAGAUGUUUUUCUUUAAGAUCCCGGACUGUCUCCCUGUAAUGAAGCAAUCGACAGGAGCAACCACCAAGAGAUCAGUACGGGAGUAUAGUUCAGGGAGAAGCAACCCUUUUGAAGGUUUACCAGAGGGAUUCAUGGGCAAAAUGCUGGUUUACAAGAGCGGUGCUGUCAAGUUGAAACUUGGAGAUGUCCUCUUUGAUGUCUUACCAGGUCCGAAUGCAAAAUUCCAUAAUGACGUGGCAGCAAUCGACACCAAAGGGAGGAACUGCUGUCGCAUUGGUUCUUCAGCGAAGUUUGUGACUGUUACUCCCGAUGUUGAGGCUCUUUUGAACUCUGCUUCAGACAUAGAAACACAUAAGUGAAGGUUGUUCUGGAUAUAGCCGGUCCUGUUCAUACAAGGAUGUGAAAAGCGUAGUAUUGACCAUUUAGAUUCUGUAACUAUAACCUAAUCUUCAGCCAUGAUCGUAAAAACUCUUCUUGUUGUCUUCUUCUGUAGUAAGAGAUUCACAUUCGGGGUAAAAGAAAGCUUUUAACAUUUU